AUGACGAUAUUUUGGCUCCUAUCGCUCUACACACUCUCCAGGUGUGUAGCCUCUCCGGACGACCGAAUUACACUAAACUUCUCAAGCGUUGAUACCCCCAAAGUGUCUGUCUUUGAGGGCUUUGACAACGGCUUUGCGUUUGAGUCUUAUACUGUCCAUAAAGGAUUCGGCAUAUCAAGUAUUGUGAAUGGCCAGGAAGAGGUAUGGAGAGCAAGUCCAGGGGAAAAGGCAGUCCUGGCCGUUUGGUACAAGUAUGAUGGACUACCUUUGGUCGCUGUAGAUGUUAGGAAAGGGGGUGUAUCCACUACACAGUGUUACGAAAAGAAUGGCAAGGAAUGGAAGGGGGUUACGGAAGAAGACGCAGACAAAACAUUUAGGAAGAUAAGGAUGCAAAAUUCUGGUUAUGACCUUGACAUUUAUAGUCCAAAUAUGUACAAAACCGCUGUGGACGAAGAGGAGAAGGAUGAUGGAUCUGUUCAUCACAUGUAUACUCCAGAGGAAGGGGUAGAAAUUCUUUCAGUUUCUGACCGUGGAGCCACAGUAUGGACGGCUGAUAACUAUCAAAAGUGUAUUUACGCAAAGGUUAUUACAGGGGGACGAUCAGAGUUGAUGCAACUGCAGAUAUUGAGGCCAAAGACUGAGGAAUACUUUGAGCGUAAACCGGGUUCCGGAUGGAAGAGCAUUUCCAAAGACGUAUUUUAUAAAAAAAUCGCAGAAAAACAGGAUACUCCCAAGCCUACUACUCCAUGUAAUCUGGAUCUCGCGAAGCCGGAUAAGAAAAGGAUCGUACAAAGCGCACGUAAGUGUGCUGGAUUUAAAUGUGGAGCCUAUUCCGCAGUCGAGGGUUUCAGGGUAACCUCAGUAUCAGAUGGUAAAAUACCAAUUUGGAAAGCUAAAGACAGUCAAAAGUGUACACUUGUAACCUUUUAUAUUGCGAAAGGAAGCAAAUUUGCUACAAUAUAUAUAAGUGAUGCUAACGAAUCGACUCAAGUGCGUUUUGAGAAAAAGGGUGGAGAAUGGAAGGAAACCACGGGUAAAGGUUGUUUCAAUUUGUUGGAUGAAAUUAGUGGUUCUGAGACUGAAUCAUCAUGUUUGAAAGAGACAACUGCGCUGGACAUUUCGAACCCGAAUACAAACUUCUUGGAUGUAACAAGGAACAUUUCUGGUAAGCUGAUAUCUACAGCAUAUACUCCAAAACAAAGUGUUUUCAUAUCUGCUGUGGCUGACCAUAACCACACACUGUGGAAACCAACUAGUAGCAAUGUUAGACUUAUUUAUGUUAGGAGAGCAUCCUGCGACAAUCUGGAUUUGAUAUCUAUAUUCGCUAAAUAUCGCUUUACCCCUUGCUUUGUCUUUUUUGAAAAGGAUGGAAAAAGAUGGAAGGAAAUACAGAGCGAAGAAUACAAUCGCAAGUUGGAAAUUAUAAAGGCCAGAAAGGCCUCUGGCUGA
Messenger RNA from Theileria equi strain WA, 1449 nucleotides. RefSeq names its product signal peptide containing protein. NCBI's taxonomy places the organism in Eukaryota, Apicomplexa, Aconoidasida, Piroplasmida, Theileriidae. Bases 1 to 1449 code for a protein of 482 amino acids. The record is from RefSeq and is a predicted model, not a curated record. The transcript has a single exon.